GCUCAGAGCUCUUCCCCACGCAGAAUGCCUGCUCGUCCGAGGGCUCGGCUUCCAUUGUCUGAUUUUCUCACCGUGGCUGGGGAAAGGGAAGAUUUCAAGGGCUUCCUUCAGAACUCCCGUUGAAUGCAGCUCUAGCUGCUGAUGGUGUUUCUUGGCUAGCUGCUGUGGUCUGAGGAUCUGCUAUGCGUCUGUGGUUUCUCGGAGCUGCCGGAGAGUCUGAGGUUGGGGGAAUCAGAGUCUUUGGGAUCCGCCCACGAUCUCUGAGCUUCGCCUGCAAUGCUACCUGCGGGGCUGCGAUGCCCGGGACUUGCCAGUGAUCUCUAGAACCUUUCCAGACACCAGAAGGCUCAGACAACUCUGCCUGAGGAUUGGAAUCUAUUUGAGGUCUCUCCUAUCUAGUGGAUCUCACUUGGGCCAGGAGCGCUGUCUGUUAGCUGCUUUUCCUGCUCUCUCUCCUGGGAGACGAAGCCUUGAGCCCGAGAUGGCAGCCACCCUGCUCAUGGCUGGGUCCCAGGCACCGGUGACAUUUGAAGAUAUGGCCAUGUACCUCACCAGGGAAGAAUGGAGACCUCUAGACCCUACACAAAGAGACCUUUACAGGGAUGUUAUGCAGGAGAAUUAUGGAAAUGUUGUCUCAUUAGAUUUUGAAAUCAGGAGUGAGAAUGAUGUAAAUCCAAAGCAAGAGCUUAGUGAAGAUGUAGAAUUUGGGAGUACAUCUGAAAGGCCUGUUGGCAAUACUGAGGAAAGCCCUGAAAGUGAAGAAACCUUUGAAAACAGGGCUAGAACUGAAAGACAAUGGGGAGAUUUAACAGCAGAAGAGUGGGUAAGCUAUCCUCUCCAGCAAGUUACUGAUCUGCUUGUCCACAAAGAAGUCCACACAGGCAUUCGGUAUCAUAUAUGUUCUCACUGUGGAAAGGCUUUCAGUCAGAUCUCGGACCUUAAUCGACAUCAGAAAACCCACACUGGAGAUAGACCCUAUAAGUGUUAUGAAUGUGGAAAGGGUUUCAGUCGAAGCUCACACCUUAUUCAGCAUCAGAGAACACACACUGGGGAAAGACCCUAUGAUUGUAAUGAAUGUGGGAAAAGUUUUGGAAGGAGCUCUCACCUCAUUCAGCACCAGACAAUUCACACUGGAGAAAAGCCUCAUAAAUGUAAUGAGUGUGGAAAAAGUUUCUGCCGGCUCUCUCACCUAAUCCAGCAUCAAAGGACCCACAGUGGGGAGAAACCCUAUGAGUGUGAGGAAUGUGGGAAAAGCUUCAGCCGGAGCUCUCACCUAGCUCAGCAUCAAAGGACACAUACCGGUGAAAAACCUUACGAGUGUAAUGAAUGUGGCAGAGGUUUCAGUGAGAGAUCUGAUCUCAUCAAACAUUAUCGAGUUCAUACUGGUGAGAGGCCCUACAAGUGUGAUGAGUGUGGGAAGAAUUUCAGUCAAAACUCUGACCUUGUGCGCCAUCGCAGAGCCCACACAGGAGAAAAGCCAUAUCACUGUAAUGAGUGUGGGGAGAAUUUUAGCCGCAUCUCACACUUAGUUCAGCACCAGAGAACUCACACUGGGGAAAAGCCAUAUGAAUGUAAUGCUUGUGGGAAAAGCUUUAGCCGGAGCUCUCAUCUCAUAACACACCAGAAAAUUCACACUGGAGAGAAACCCUAUGAGUGCAAUGAGUGUUGGAGAAGCUUUGGUGAAAGAUCAGAUCUAAUUAAACACCAGAGAACCCAUACUGGAGAGAAACCCUAUGAAUGUGUGCAGUGUGGAAAAGGUUUCACCCAAAGCUCCAACCUCAUCACACAUCAACGAGUUCAUACGGGAGAGAAACCUUAUGAAUGUACUGAGUGUGAGAAGAGUUUCAGCCGAAGUUCAGCUCUUAUUAAACAUAAGAGAGUUCACACAGACUAAAUCCUUAUAAGGAUGAUGACUGGGAAAUGAUUCCUUUGAAGGUACAAUUUUAUUUGAUAUCAAAAAACUAUUUUGAAAUUGAGCUGCUUUUACAUACUGAGUUUCCUGGUUGUGUGCCAAGGUUUAAAUCAUCAAAGAAAAGAAGCCAUUUGAAGUUCUAACCCACAGCUUUGGAAAUGGUAUCCCCACUUCUAACAAGUGAUUUUUAUUAUUCAGUAUUGACAAAUUACUUCAUCAAAAUCAACUUGUUUUGUAACUGGAAAUCUGAAGACCGGGCAAUAAAUGCUAAUAAAUGCUCUGGCUAGAAAUGAAGUAAACCCUUCAAAAUUGUUUCUCUCAUCCUUGCCCAAAGAACUUUCCUAGGGAAAUUGUUCAAAUGUAAUAGGAUGGUCAAAGCUGUUUUCCAGAGACUUCCUGAAUUGCUACACCUAUUCACUCUCUAUAGUACUGGGUGCAUACAUCUCCUUCAGAGAGCUUUUUCCUUGAAAUGCUCAUGCACCUGUAUCUUUAUAUCUUUCUGAGAGCAGGAGUCUGCACAGUGAAGGCAAUGAUCAUAACUUUUCUCAUUGUUUCUAAUUACACUUUUAAUGCUUGAAUCUUUGUAAAAGCUAUCUGAAGACACAAAUUGGAUGGAAAAAUGAGACACAGGCUCGGGGACCAUGGACUCAUCAACAAGAUGAUCAUCUCUUUAGCAAGAGAUGCCCACUGUAUUAAUUGAAAGUUAUUGAUUUUCUUUGGAGAUUACUGUAGGGAAGUAACUCCAAGGAAUGAUAGGACCAUAAGUGAUAGUAGAGUGUAAGAAGUGAGUGAAAUUGACCACUCAGGGAAGGAAGCUCAGAGUCCCUUCCCAAGGAAAACGGGUCAUUUCGGUGUUAUUUCCCCUUACCUGUUGCAAAGACCAGUUCUCCCUAUACUGCUAACUCUAGGAUUUGAUAAGGGCCACAUCCCAGUGUUUAUCUUAGCUUCCAUAAGAGCAUGUGUAUGUACAGUAAAAUGUGUAUUCCUGUGGCUUUUCUAAUAGGUAUUGAAUUCACACUCAAUUAGCAUGUUCCUGGUUGAUGUUGAUCAUGUGACAAUUAUAGACAUAACUCCAAUGGGAGUAAUGUCAUUUUUUUCAUUCUUUAUGGAAAAAAAACAACACUAGUGUACGCUCUCCUUUAAGAUCUGUCUUUAUACAAAACUACAUGUUUAUUGUAUCAGUCAAUUGUGGGAGAUAAUGUCUGGACAAAUAGUUUGAUUGUCCUGUUCUCAGACUGAAUUAUCUUCUUUUUGCCUAGCCACAAGGAAUUAAUAAACCUAAAUAGGAAUGUAUUUCCAUCUUCCAGCCUACAAUAAGAGGUGACCCAAUUUAAGCUCAAUAGUGUCAAUUCUUUUUCUCUUAACCUAAAUUAAGACAUACCCCAAAUUGUUUUGUUUAAGAGUGUGGGCGUAGAGUGGGAGGGAAUUUAUGCCCAGGAAAUGGGAUUGGAGUAAGAAUUUUUGAGAGUAUCUCAAGUUAUUUCUACUGUACUUUAUUGUGACAGUUGUAACAUUUAAAAAGUACUUGUGCUAUAGCUCUUUUGGAUUUAGUAUUAUGGGAACCAGUGAUCUCUCCUGGUGCACUAUAAUACUUGUGAUCCACAACUAUGUGGGACUUCAUCCUUUACAAAUGAUACAACCUCAGAAGUUACAAAAUGAAAAAAUCAUUCCACUAAGGAGAUUUUUCUGUGUUGCCACUCCUACUUAAAAACAAACAAGCAGGGAGCAUAUUUUUUCUUUCCAUAUGAAAUCUAGAAGAUUAUGAAUAUUCAUAUUUUAAUUGUUGAAGUUUCAAGUUCUCGGUAACUAAACUCAAAACAUUACUUUUCCUGCAUCAGUGUUGUUGCUGAUGGUUUUAAUGAAUAUCAGAUUUCUUCUUUCUCCCUCAUCCCCUGUGAGACAUCUGCUUUGGCGUGGCCAUAGAAGACUGUAUCUCUGUGACGUAACUACAUUCCUCCCUGUCUUUUUUUCCCUAUUCUCCUGCCCCACCCCCAACGUGUUUCUGCUGCUUCUUUUUGGCUCCUAAGUGCUCCAGCUAUGUUUAUUUACAUGUACACUCCACUGGGAAAUUGAAAGGGCAAGCACCGGACCAGCUCUUUAUUUUCUCUGCCAACUGCUGCCCAUUGGCUGUGUUGAACUUUGUGUAGAAGUUGUGCAUUAGACUCUCUCGCUAAUGGAUUGUGCAUGCCCUUUACUUCCAAGUUUUUGGCUGCUUCUGCACAAUACCCUUAACACUUUGUGCCUGUUUUCUAUGGUUGUAGAGAGUGAGUGAACAAGUAAGUGCAUCAAGCAGUUUUCCUUAUUAUCUUGGUCACAAUCAUAGUGUCUAUCUCCAUCUGUAUUAAUCUAACUAUAUUCUACAAUUAAAAGCAUACUUUCAAAAGCAAAAAACUGGGAAUUAUUUAGUAAUCCACCACCAAUUCAUAAAGUGACUUUUCUUCAGAUUCAUUAAAAUUGAGCAUAAUUGUAAAAACUUUGAUGUACUUGUUCAGGAUGUUGUUCACACAUUGAUGAGUACUCUAAGUAUAGCCUUAUUUGAAAACGAUGCAGAAACUUGGUCACUUUUCCGUGAAAAUUAGGCUGGUGGCAAAGCAAUAGAAAUAUAAACGACAUAUAGUAGUGAAUACCUUUGAAAAAGAGAAAAAUGAGAGAAACUUUUGUGCUUUAAAGAGAGAUUUUUGGGUAUCUGUUAAGAAUGCUAAAAUAAUUUCUACUGAACCUGUGUUGGGAUUCCAAAACAGAAUCUUUUUCUCUUAGAAUAGAGGACUAUAUUAAUUCCACAGCUGCCAAAGGCUGUGCAAUUACCCUGGCGUGGUUACAAUUUUCAUAUUCGAUUUGCUCAAGUGGGCACCAGUAAUGUCUCCAUUGUGAGAUUUGUUACUGUUUUUGGCAUAUCGAAAUAUGCCAUGGGUAGCUUGCCAGGCUCUGCUGUGCAGGCAAGAUAUCCUCAGUAGCUUGCCAGGCUCUCCAAGAGGGACGGAGGAAUCGAACCCAGGUUGGCCACGUGCAAGGCAAACACCUUACCCACUGUGCUAUCACUCCAGUCCUAUGUUUAUAUUUAUAUUUAUACAAUGAUAUUAAUGUAGUCAAUACUACCCAACUUUAUACUUAAAACAUUAAAAGGGUAAAGUUUUAUGUGUGCUUUUAAUUAUAGGUAAAAAGAAUGAAAUAACAAUAAAAUGUCUUUUAUAUCUAG
This is a messenger RNA of Sorex araneus (European shrew), 5108 nucleotides long. RefSeq names its product zinc finger protein 436 (gene ZNF436). Gene Ontology annotation, biological process: regulation of transcription by RNA polymerase II; central nervous system development. The record is from RefSeq and is a predicted model, not a curated record. Gene Ontology annotation, molecular function: RNA polymerase II cis-regulatory region sequence-specific DNA binding; DNA-binding transcription factor activity, RNA polymerase II-specific. Bases 482 to 1894 code for a protein of 470 amino acids. Gene Ontology annotation, cellular component: nucleus. The transcript has 4 exons. Lineage: Eukaryota; Metazoa; Chordata; Mammalia; Eulipotyphla; Soricidae.